AAGGCAUGUCGUCAAAUAAUAGGUUUGAAGGAUAAUUGUAUCAUGCCACAAACUGGGAAAACCUACAUCAAGUCUUUCGUUGGCGGAAAGGAUCACUCACCAGAGAACGCUCAGAACGGAAUGACUCAUGGCUUUGUGUCCCAGUUUGAAACUCGAGAGGAUAGGGACUUCUUCCUUUUUCAGGAUCCGAUACAUCUUGCACUUGAUGUGAAGAUCUCUCAUGUGAUCGAGAGAUUUAUUGCUCUGGACUUUACAGACAAUGAGCUAUCAUGA
Molecule: messenger RNA, 273 nt
Organism: Penicillium malachiteum
Lineage: Eukaryota; Fungi; Ascomycota; Eurotiomycetes; Eurotiales; Aspergillaceae
Product: Dabb family protein
Exons: 2
Source: RefSeq, a predicted model, not a curated record